AUUUUUUUCACAGGAUACGACAGAUUUUCAAAAAUUCAUCGAUUUGGUCACAAAUUGUGACCACAAUCCACGUGGAUUGUGGAUUUGUUUAUGUUUUUUUAAUAAACGAAGCCGGGAAUCUAAAUUUUUUCACAAUAAUAAUGAAUCACCCGGUACAUUAUAAAUCAUAUGCUACAAUAAUAAAAGUACGGAACAGAGACAAAGAAGGUCGGAACAAACGUAUUACUCGCUGCGGCAACGCCGCCUUUUCAGGGGCAAAUCCGUGACAGUUUGAGGUUAGGUUGAAGGGUCACCUUGCCGAUGGGACGACAGUUUGUUUACUUUGCUCGGUUGGCUAAAAGAUUUUAUUCGAGCAGGAUGCCCGGCUCACAGGGAGCCAUGGAUUUGCUGAAGAGCACGAAACCGGAAUUCGAGAAGUUCCUGAAAUCCUUCGACACCGUUUUAACCGAUUGCGACGGGGUUUUGUGGAUCGAUAACCAGCCGAUCUCCGGCUCUGUGGAGGUGAUUAACUUGCUGCAAGAAAUGGGCAAAAAGGUGAUAUUUGUGACGAACAAUUCGACGAAGGUGAGAGACGACUUCGUCGCGAAAGCGCAAAGGAUGGAUUUCAAAGUCACCAAGGACCAGAUUAUUUCCACUGCUUCGCUGACUGUCAGCUACUUGAAGAGUAUUCAUUUUGACAAGAAAGUGUAUUUGAUUGGGUCGAAAGGCUUGGCACAAGAACUUGAGGACGGUGGGUUUAAAUAUACUGGAUUGGGGCCGGAUGUCAUGGGGACAUCUUUGGCAGAAUCGAUCGAAAAUUUCAAUUUGGACCGGGAAAUCGGUGCGGUGAUUGUCGGCUUCGACGAGCAUUUUUCCUACAACAAAAUGAUGAAGGCCGCAUCGUACCUGAACAACAAAAAUUGCAUUUUCAUUGCUACCAACACGGACGAAAGAUUUCCCAUGGGAGGGGAUCUAGUGGUGCCCGGUACUGGCAGCCUUGUGAAAGCUGUGGAAACUUGCGCAGAGAGGGAGCCAACGGUGCUCGGGAAACCCAACGAUUAUAUUUCCGAUUGUUUGAUUAAUGAUUUCAAUGUUGAUCCCAAAAGAACCAUCAUGAUUGGCGACAGGUGUAACACUGAUAUUUUACUUGGUACGAGGUGUGGAUUUGUAACACUGUUGGUCUUGUCUGGUGUAUCAGAUUUGGAGUAUUUGCAAAAACUGCAAAAAUUAAGUAAAAAAGAGCAAAAAGGUUACCUUCCCGAUUAUUACCUACCAAAGCUAGGUGAUAUGAUGAUGCAUUUAGUUCAAGUAUCGCCAUAGUAAAAUUUAUCAAAUCCUAAAUCAAUUUAUUUAUUUUAUAUAUAAUUAUAAAUAUUUUAUUCCUGUUUUAUUGUUUCUAAAAUAAAACUACCAA
Molecule: messenger RNA, 1393 nt
Organism: Brassicogethes aeneus
Lineage: Eukaryota; Metazoa; Arthropoda; Insecta; Coleoptera; Nitidulidae
Source: the annotation of a GenBank genome assembly